UGAAUGUAAAUAAACUACAGAGGAAACGGGUGGGCGCUGUCUUCCCAUAUACAAACGAAAGACAAAGAACACUAAUGGAUUCCAAGCAACAACCUCCACCUGACUAUUCAGGUCAGCAACAAGGUGGACCUCCCCCAGGGCAAUAUGGACCUCCUCCAGGGCAAUAUGGACCUCCCCCAGGGCAAUAUGGACCUCCCCCAGGACAAUAUGGACCUCCCCCAGGGCAAUAUGGAGUACAGCCUGGUUAUGGACCACCACCUGGUCAGCCAUAUGGGCAGAACGUGCCCCCGCCCCCUCCAGGUCUGCAGAAUGUUCAGGUACAGCAGAUGUGGGCUGCCCGUCCUGAGCCCAUUCCAGGCUGCCCUCCUGGGCUAGAGUACUUGACAAUGGUGGAUCAGCUUCUUGUUAAACAGCAGAUUGAGCUUUUAGAGGUUUUCACAGGAUGGGAAACUGCAAACAAGUACAAGAUUGUAAACACAGGUGGACAACAAGUCUACUUCGCAGCUGAAGAAUCUGAUACCUGCACUCGCCAGUGUUGUGGUCCUAAUAGAAGUUUCACAAUGCACAUCACAGACAACAUGGGACAGGAGGUGAUCAGGGUUACACGAGAGUUUAAGUGUUGUGCUGGGUGCCCAUGGUGUGCCUGUAUUGACGCUCUGGCCCACGAGAUUACUAUUGAAGCACCACCCGGACAGGUGGUGGGAUAUGUCAAACAGGAACAGAGCUGGUGUCCACCAAGCUACUCGAUACAGGAUGCUAAUCGCCAGGAGAUCUUACGCAUCAGUGGACCUGUCUGCAUGAUUACAGGGCCAUGUUGUCCAAAUGACAUCGACUUUGAUGUCUUGGCUAAAGAUGGAAGCACACCGGUGGGAAAGAUCAGCAAGCAAUGGAGUGGAUUGAUGAGGGAGUAUUUCACUGAUGCUGACAACUUUGGAGUUUCUUUUCCAAUGGAUCUAGAUGUCAAGAUCAAGGCAGUGAUGGUUGGAGCAGUGUUCCUCAUUGACUUCAUGUACUUUGAGAACAACCAAAAUAACAAUAACCAUCAUCACUAGUGUUUGGGCAGGUUAAACACUAUACAAAUAGGGACAAAAUGUCCAGGAUGGAAACACUAUAGUGGAAACGAGAACAUGAAAUCCUAAAACCCAGGCUGGGCAAAACAGUUAUAACUUACAUAAAAAAAUGUGUAUAAUUUGGAGAUAUACAAACUAGGAGAAACAUAUUUAGUAAGAACUUAGUAGCAUUUUUAUCCUCUCUAUACUGUUUAGAAGUAAAUGUAGUUACAAUUUUUUUUUUAAAAAUUGAAUUUUAGAAAAAGUUAUGCAUGUAUUUUAGAAAUUAGCUGCAGUGUACAAUAUUGGCUUGUUUAAGUCAUUUUAUUAAGGAAGUACUGUAAAUGUAUUAUUCAUGAGGGUAGAGAAUGUUAAAAGAUUUAUCCAUGAUGUACCACAAUAUUAUAUGAUUAGAGCAGUGUUCUAGUUUUUUUUACAUACAUGUAUAAUUGUAUAUACCGUUGUUUGACAUUAUUGUAUGACUCCUAAAUUUCAACUCUGAUUGGCUAAUAUCCCCCUACAUGGGAAUAAUAUUAUGCUUCCCUCACAUUCUGUUGAUAUCUUCAUCUUUUUUCAUUUGAUUAAAUGAAAAAACUGUUUUAAUAUGAUACAAUACAAUAGUUAGUGGCCUGUAUUUUGUCCAUCCAAUCAUUUAGCUACCUUCAGUGACCUCAUCCUUCAGAUUCAUUGAUUAUUCUCUUUCUCUAGUAACUAAUUAUAAAUGACUAUUUCUCAAACAAGUCAGUAUAAUAUUGGAGUAUUAUAUCAUAGUUUUAGGCAUACAGUAUAUUAACUGGGAAUUAAAUAUAGGAACUUUUGCUUGUGUUAAAGCUGAGCUAAAGUUCCAGUAAUAUUGGUGCAUCUAAUUGGUGUUCAUUGUUAAGUAAGAACUUAUUAGUAAAGUUUCAACAGAAACUAAUGUUUAUAUGUUCAUUUUAGAAUUUUGUCUACUGUGGUUUAGCUUGAAAUCUUAUUUAAAUACAAUGUACAUAUCAGGACCAAAGAGCUAAAAAAACAUUAAAGUAUUUCAUGUUGGCUUUGUUUGUUGUUGUAUGAUUACGAUUUAAUCUUGAAUGUGAAAAAAUUAUAAAUGUUAGCCUGUUUCUUUUACGUAAUAGUUUAUAUAAACAUUCAUAAUUUCCAAAAAGACAUAUUUUCAAAUGAAUGAUUUGGGCUUAAUUCAAUGUUGACCAAAUGAAUUCAAUGUUGACCAAAUGAAUGUAAUUGUCAUUUUUACUGGUUUGUUUUCUACUCCACGUAUUUUAGCCUCCUUUAUAAAAGAGAUUUUGUAUGUGUUAUUCUGAAGUACAGCAUCCACUUCAUAUGUUUACUCUGAAACUAAGUUGAUUCAUUUUUUUUAUCUUUCUCUGGAAUGAUUUCAAGAAAAAAUAAUGAAGAAAGGUACAAGUUUACAGCACGUGACAAAAUUAUCAGGGAUAUUCCAUGCAACAACCAAUUCAUUCUAAAUGCACCUUUCACAUGAAUACAUGCACAUAAUAUGCAAUUAAAUGUAACUGAGGA
This is a messenger RNA of Saccostrea echinata, 2570 nucleotides long. Its product is annotated as phospholipid scramblase 2-like. The coding region runs from base 75 to 1052 and encodes 325 amino acids. Gene Ontology annotation, molecular function: phospholipid scramblase activity. Gene Ontology annotation, biological process: plasma membrane phospholipid scrambling. The transcript is spliced from 12 exons. NCBI's taxonomy places the organism in Eukaryota, Metazoa, Mollusca, Bivalvia, Ostreida, Ostreidae. The record is from RefSeq and is a predicted model, not a curated record. Gene Ontology annotation, cellular component: plasma membrane.